Molecule: messenger RNA, 843 nt
Organism: Daphnia pulex (common water flea)
Lineage: Eukaryota; Metazoa; Arthropoda; Branchiopoda; Diplostraca; Daphniidae
Product: speckle-type POZ protein-like
Exons: 1
Coding region: 1-843 (280 amino acids)
Biological process (GO): proteasome-mediated ubiquitin-dependent protein catabolic process; regulation of proteolysis
Cellular component (GO): nucleus; cytoplasm
Molecular function (GO): ubiquitin protein ligase binding
Source: RefSeq, a predicted model, not a curated record
AUGGAUGAGCAACAAAUAAUUCUUGAAAUAGAAACCGUCAUUGCUGGAAACCAGAAAAAACCAUUUGACUUUGAAACCAUACUAAUCCAUGCGAGCAAAGAUCGCAAAGAUCGCUUGCAACAGAAGAUGACUUUAAACCAAUCGAAAUGGUCAGCGACGUGGAACGUAACAAAAAAUUUCGUUUUUCAGCAGUUAGUAACGCAAACUCGUUGCAAUUCCUGCGGAAGAGAAAGCCCACGUCUACUUUGUUUUGAUAUUUUCAUUGAUUUUACCCCAGAUUCUGUGAUUUCUGUGAAAAAAGGAUCAAGGCACGUUCUUGAUCACUUGUUAAAUUUGUGGAAUACCAAAACUUUGUCUGAUGUCACUUUCAAUUGCAAGAACAAAAACAUUAAAGCUCACACUCUAAUCCUCGCUUCCGGGAGUCCCGUAUUAGCAGCAAUGUUUCAGCACAAUUUUAGAGAAAACCAAGAAAAAGUAGUCGAAAUCAAAGAUAUCAACCCCGAGGUUUUCGAAGAGCUUCUUUGUUACAUUUACAAUGGAAAUUUCAACAGCGGAAGAAACGUGGAUGCUGCUGAAUUGUUGGUUGCAGCAGACAAAUAUGCGGUUGAGGCAUUAAAGGAAGAGUGCGCUCUUGUUUUAUCCCGGGAGUUGAAGGUAGAAAACGCGGCACAGUAUCUGGUGCUGGCACAUCUUCAUGAUUCACCAAAACUUCACGAAGCAUCAUUAGAUUUCAUCUCUAAGAACGCAAAAGCUAUCUGUUCAAGCAAGGAUUGGAUGGAAAUAACCAAGAACUAUCCAGAACUUUGCUUCCAGGCCACGCAGCUUAUCCUUGGCCUUCUAUAG